Messenger RNA from Penicillium roqueforti, 1668 nucleotides. RefSeq lists its product as uncharacterized. The transcript has 8 exons. Bases 1 to 1668 code for a protein of 555 amino acids. Gene Ontology annotation, molecular function: ATP hydrolysis activity; ABC-type transporter activity; ATP binding. Gene Ontology annotation, cellular component: membrane. The record is from RefSeq and is a predicted model, not a curated record. Gene Ontology annotation, biological process: transmembrane transport. Lineage: Eukaryota; Fungi; Ascomycota; Eurotiomycetes; Eurotiales; Aspergillaceae.
AUGAUUUUUGUUUCCUUCGUGACUAUCAAUGUCUUCGCCAGUACAUACGGCAAGAUCUGGCUUGAGCGGUGGGCUAACCGCGGCGGAGGUCAAAAGCCGUUAUAUGUCACAAUAUACUUCCUCCUCGCGAUUUGCAACACUAUCGGGAAUGGUGGCUACGUUUGGGCUAUCUUGAUCCUAAUUUCGCCCGCAACGGCACGCCGCCUUCACUAUGUCGUGCUGAGGACCGUUAUUAGGGCGACACCGCAGUUCCUUUCAACAGUUGACAAUGGGUCAAUAUUGAACCGAUUCAGCCAAGACAUGACCCUCGUAGAAAGUCAAUUGCCUAUCGGCGUGUUGAUCACAGUUUCAAAUCUUUUCUCAUCAAUUGCUAGCGCUGCACUCAUUGCUACGGGAUCGGAAUACAUGGCUAUCUCCCUCCCUUUCUUGAUAUUUGCUGUCUUUUUGCUACAGCAUGUUUAUCUAAAAACAUCACGACAGCUCCGACUUCUGGACCUCGAAAGCAGAAGCCCACUGUACUCUCAUUUCCUUGAUACAGUCGAGGGCCUUGCUACAAUUCAAGCAUUUGGGUGGGAAGAAGACUUCCAGAACAAGAACUCAAGACUAUUAGAUGUCACCCAACGCACAUACUAUAUGCUAAAUUGCAUCCAACGUUGGCUGAAUCUGGUCCUGGAUCUGAUUGUUGCCGCAGAAGCGAUUAUUGUCGUUAGCCUAGCGGUAUUUUUGAGGCAGAAGACUAGUGUGGGAUUACUCGGAGUUUCACUAAACAGCAUCCUCUCAUUCAACGGAAGUCUCUCAUCUUUAAUAUCGGGCUGGACACAACUUGAGAUAUCACUUGGUUCAAUCUCACGAGUCAAAGAUUUUGAAAUGGAGGUUCCCAGCGAAGUCACAAGCGGAAAAACGGAACCACCUAGCGAUUGGCCAGAUCGGGGCGCAAUUCACGUCUCGGAAGUUAGUGCACAGUACCAUCCGAAAGCUAUUGCUUUGAAGAGUGUCUCUCUCGUGGCCUCUCCUGGUCAGAAGAUCGGCAUUUGUGGGCGCACUGGGAGUGGAAAGAGCUCCCUAUUAUCCGCAAUUUUGGGCAUACUCACUAUCACGAAUGGAUCAAUUCUGAUCGACAACGUCGAUCUUGCCACCCUCCAACCUGAAAGGGUCAGAGAAAGGAUCGUCACCAUUCCUCAGGAUCCAUUCAUUAUGGUGGGCUGUACAGUCAGGUUGAACACAGACCCCACAGGAAAGUUCCCCGAUGCAGAUAUCAUCGCGGCCCUAGACCGAGUAGGGAUUUGGAAGGGCGUGUUGGAUGACAGGGGUGGACUGGAAGCUGAGAUAACUAAUACUUUAUCUCUAUCGAGAGGCCAACAACAAUUGCUGGAGCUUGCCCGUGCAAUACUGAAGAUACAGGCGAGCAACGCCAAGAUCCUGCUGAUCGAUGAAGCAACUAGCGGUGUCGACAUGGAAACGGACGCUCAUGUUCAGGCUCUUCUGCGACGCGAGCCGUUUCAUUCAUGCACGGCUCUUACUGUGGCACACCGUGUCCAUACGCUCAUGGAUCAUGAUUUAGUCCUCGUUCUAGAUCAGGGAAAGGUGAUAGAGAUGGAUGGGCCCGGGAAACUUGCUGGCCGGAAAGAUAGUAUCUUUAGCAGCCUUCUCAACAGCCAGGCAUAUUGA